CGUCGCGAAACAUCGCAAUUUUGUUAAACGCAUAGCCCAGCAUGUUCCGACUUCUUUUCUUCGUGUUGUUAAUAUUCUCAGCCGUUUCGGCCGAAUCAUGUAUCAUUAAGGAUAAGAAGGGAGAUCCGGAUAUUCAGGUGAUCGAAUUGGACGACUCCAGCAACGACUCCAGCGAACCAGAAAUCGUUGCUCUGCAAUUCUCAGACAGACGAAGAAGAGAAGUCAUCGAGGUCAAUAAUAAGGAAAGAAGCAACUUCUGCAAGAACGAUGAUGACUGCGGCUCAGGAUUAAUCUGUUUAGCACGUCUAACCUGCGUAAAAGGAACACGGCGAACAGAAGAUCCUCAGGAAACAGUCAAUUAAAAAUGGGCAAUACAAUAAGAAAAUAACAAUGACGUAACGGUGGCGAUUCCAUGUAUUAUGACAGUAUACCGAUGAAAUUUUUUGUAGAGCAAUCUCACUCUCGUCAAACAAUGAAUGCGUUUGCAUCAAUCCAAUGAUCGAUUUGCCAUCAUCACUAAUAUCCGGCGGAUAUCUGUUUGUUUAUCUAUAUUUCGCGCGCCGAUGAAAUUUUCCACUAUACAUCCAUCCAUUGUCAAUGCAUGAAUAUAACAUAAACGGAAAAUAUUGGACAUUUAAUGGCGACCCGACCAUGGUCGCGGACGCAUGUAGUAAACCGGUUAAGUUACAUUUUACACGCGGAUUCUGAAUAUCAGCGAGAGGGAUACGGCCGGUGUAAAAGCUCUCCGCUCCUUCUUCGCCUUGAAAAAAAAAACAAACAGUAUCGUCGAGGAAACAUAUGGCGCCGUACGAUAGGGACUCAUUAACGGCAGAGAAACGGAGCGAUGCGAGUGAGGAGCACCAUAAGAAAGGGGGGUUAGCCCUCUCGUCGUCGUAAAUUUAGUAGGAACAACCGCUUUCGCCUGCAAGCUCCGCUUGCAGCCUCGUCGCAACCGCAAUCCCGAUCGAAGUUGGUAACGUCGCGUGUCAUCGAAAAAUCUUACUGUGCGCGCGUUAGAGAUUUACACUCGAAAUCAAUUAGCUCCUAAUUGACACGGAUGAGAUCGCGCGAGUAUAGUUUUAUUGGAAAACCAUCGGGUAUUGGUGAUGUAUCGAUCGUAGAAGUUAGUCUUGACAUCGCUUGGGAGUUUGUCAGCGCGAAAGACUUUCGAUGUAUAGAAGAAAAUUUCUGUUAUAUAAUCUAAGUAAUAAUAAAUAUUCCAGG
Messenger RNA from Cyphomyrmex costatus, 1224 nucleotides. RefSeq lists its product as uncharacterized. The transcript is spliced from 4 exons. Bases 42 to 362 code for a protein of 106 amino acids. Lineage: Eukaryota; Metazoa; Arthropoda; Insecta; Hymenoptera; Formicidae. The record is from RefSeq and is a predicted model, not a curated record.